AUGGCUUUCAGGGAUGUGAAUGCAAGAAGACAUAUUGGACUUCAGCAACUGUCAUCCUUAGCAUCAGCUGGAAGAACCUUACUGGGGCCAGUGAAAUCAUGUAAAUUCAUUGUGGAUGAAAGCACCAACCAAAGCACAUUGAUUUGUUCUGCUGUUAGACUGAUUGAAAAUUUGGAUUUAACUAGUGCUGCUGGACAGCUUCUUAAUGAAACCAUUCAGGCUCAAAACAAGGAGUUUAAGACUGGGAUGAGUACUCUAUUGUUUCUUGUUGGUGCAUGGAGCAAGGCUGUACUGGAGUGCCUCGAGCAGAACGUUCCUAUUUCAGCAAUAGUCUCUGUGAUGUCUGAGGGCUUGAACUCUUGCUGUGAGAGAGUCCAGUGUCUCCAAAUAUCAAUAGAUGAUGUAAAUAAAGAGCUGUGUUCUGGCAGUGUUGGGCCAAACACUCUUAAAAGCAAAACUUGCCAAAUCGGAUGUGACAGUCUUCUAAAUGCUCAGAUUUUUUUCUAUUUUCAGAAAGGUAUUUCUGUACCAGAAGAAGCAAUUCCAAUAAAUUCUUCUUCCAGUCAAGUUGGUGACUGUAAUUUUAACAAGUGUCUGGUUUCACCUUUGGUUGGUGAAAUAGCUUCACUUGUCAAACCAGCAGGUGACAAAAGUACUUCUGUGAUUUCUGGAAGUGGUGCUAUAGCAUCCAGCUGUAACAAACAGAAGUUUGCCCAUAGCAGAUACUUCAGCACUCUAGGAAGAAGCAAUUUUUCAAGUCGGCAAGGUAGUUUUCAGGAAUACUUUUCAGGACAGUCAGCAGAUCCAUGUGAAUGUUAUGGUUUAGGACACCUGGCAAUGGCGCUGAGCCCUGGCAAUCAGACUAGCAUGAAGCUGCUACAAAGCGUUGUUGUGCAUCAAAGAGAGAGAGCAGAAUCCAGUGGGUCUUCCCAGUUUAAUAUUGCAGAAAUUGUGACAUGCUGUUUAGUGGGCCUGCCUGAAAGCUAUUCUUGCGUCUCCCCAGGCUUUGUUACGUUAGUGUCACCAGAACAAGCCACAGUUAUCAAAUACUUGGAAGACAAACCCCUUCAGAUUCUGCUAAUGGACGGUGACCUAACUGAACAAUAUCGUCACUUAGGUUUUAAUACACCUUCUAAUAUAAGGACCAUAUUAGAGCAUCCUAACCUACAGGAUGGCAGAGUCAGAGACUCAUGGCUAAGCAGCAUGUUAGAUAUUCUGAUAAGGUUUGAAGUAAACUUGGUCUUGGUCAAAGGAAAAGUGUGUGAAAACUUAAUGGCAAGAUGCAUAGCAGAUGGUAUACUGGUAAUUGGUUCUGUGACGUGGAAUGUGUUGUGUGCCUUUAGGCAGGCCACUGGUGCCCAGCUAGUGACAUACCUUACCCAGUUGAAUCCUUCUUGUGUAGGUAGUGGGGCCCAGGCAGAGCUGUGGAAGGCCUGUGAUGGGCGUGCGAUGGAUUUGGGUGAGCUUGUGCCAAUCAGGAUAAAAAUGCAAGACAUUCCCCUGCUCACGGCUGUGCUUUCCACUACUGUAGCUUCAAAGAUGCAGCUCAUUGAAGACCAGUUCUGGACAUCAGUGUAUCGACUCCAUCAUGCUUUGAAUGACAAGAAGGUUUUUCUCGGUGGUGGUGCAGUAGAGCUCUUGUGCCUUAGUCAUGUUCAGACACUCAUGGAACGGCCUUUAGAGGCAGCAAAUAAAAAUGCUGUGAAAGACUUUCACAGUCCUUGGCUGGCAGCACCUGUGGCAGAGUAUAAAUCAGUUGUGCUCCAAGCAUUAGCAAGCGGCUGGAAGCAGUAUCUUUCAGUGGUUAUGUGUAACACUGCAAAAGCAGCUUCGGAGUUGGAAGCAUGUACCUCAAUUGAUCAUCACCUCAAAAAAGCAGCUGACUGUGGCUGUCCCUCAGCAUAUAUAUUGCAAGAGUUUAGAAGAGGCAAUCUGCUCAAGGGUAGUUCUGGUCCCUUCCCUGACCUUGGAGAGGUUUUAAAGGUUUAUAAUAAUGUUACAGCCAAGACAGAAGCAUGGUGGAGAGCUCUAAACUUGGUGCUACUAGUGCUUCAAACAGAUACCGAGAUUAUAACAGGUCCCAAGAGAAAUCAACUAUUGAACUCACAUGUCUUGAGUGAUUUUAUGUUUUUAUAG
Chaetura pelagica (chimney swift) is the source of this 2136-nucleotide messenger RNA. RefSeq names its product Bardet-Biedl syndrome 12 (gene BBS12). The record is from RefSeq and is a predicted model, not a curated record. Gene Ontology annotation, biological process: chaperone-mediated protein complex assembly; photoreceptor cell maintenance. NCBI's taxonomy places the organism in Eukaryota, Metazoa, Chordata, Aves, Apodiformes, Apodidae. Bases 1 to 2136 code for a protein of 711 amino acids. The transcript has a single exon. Gene Ontology annotation, molecular function: ATP binding.